Messenger RNA from Bactrocera oleae (olive fruit fly), 1990 nucleotides. RefSeq names its product Lipoyltransferase 1 (gene Lipt1). Gene Ontology annotation, molecular function: lipoyltransferase activity. Gene Ontology annotation, cellular component: mitochondrion; cytoplasm. Gene Ontology annotation, biological process: protein lipoylation. NCBI's taxonomy places the organism in Eukaryota, Metazoa, Arthropoda, Insecta, Diptera, Tephritidae. The record is from RefSeq and is a predicted model, not a curated record.
UUAACGUCGAUUCUGAUAUGUUUUGGCAUUUGUUUCGACACAUAGUAUACAUUUGUGUACCAUAAAAGAAACUACAGCUGGAUUCAUCGAAAUCGCAAUCAAUUGUCUAUGAAUCACCCAUUACUGUGACAAUGUGUUGUACAUCUCUGAUUGUUUCUAUCGAGAAAUCGCUUUAAAAUCUAGGUUUCGAUAAAAAUCAAGCAUUUGUGUAAAUUGUGUUUUUAAGAAAAAUAAAAUUGUAGUAAAUUAUGCAGUUACCCUUUUAUAAAGGGGUUUAAAGGAAUGAAUGAGAAUUAUAGCAAAGAUUGUUUAGGGCUUUGUUUAAGGAUAUCCGUACUUCAUCAAACGUGGAAGUGGUUGCAUCAAACAAUCGCGUUACAUGAAUAUUUGAUAUCUGUUACUGCAGCAAGUUCAGCAGGAAGUUACGGUGAUACAAAUUUGAUAUAUUUCAAGGUCGCCAAAGAACAUCAAAGAAAUUAAAAUAAACUUAUUCAAUACACUCUUAUAUUUAAAAUAACAUUUUCUAAUUAUAAAUAAUGUGUAUUAAAGCCAUGUGUUACAAGCUACGUUAACAAGUUGAAAGAAAUAUAAUUGUUAAGUAAUAGUCGUGAAAAAGUUAAACUCGGUUUUAAAAAAUUUUGUUAUAACCAUGAAUACCAUAAUAUCCAAAGGUUACAAAGGUGGCAUUCAUAAAUGCUUAUACUCUGUGUUUGAAGAAACACAUACUAAUCUACCCCGAAAAUUGGUUUAUACGAUUUACAAAAAUCAAAACAAGAAGACACCAAAUAAGUAUGGAUUACCCCCGUCGUCAUAUGUAACCAAACCAACUAAGAUUAAUUUAAACAGUUCAAAUGUUACAAAAAUAUCUGAUGCCAACAUUAUAAAAUCAGUGUUCAUUUCACAAUCAUAUGAUAUAUUUACAAACUUAGCUCUGGAGGACUGGUUGUAUAGAAAUUUCGACUUCACCCAUCACCACGUAUUAUUGUUAUGGGUAAACGAUCCAUGCGUUGUAAUAGGACGUCAUCAGAACCCUUUUAUGGAAACAAAUGUUUCGAAAUUGGAUUUAAAAGGUGUGACUAUAGCUCGUCGUAACAGCGGUGGUGGGGCAGUAUACCAUGAUCGUGGUAAUCUCAAUUGCACAUUUUUUACACCACGGGAACGAUAUAAUAGAAAAUAUAACUUGAACAUUUUAACAAGAGCACUUUUUCGAGAAUGGGCCAUUAAAUCGGAUAUAAAUGAACGAGACGAUGUAUGUUUCAACGAAAAAAAGUUGUCCGGUACGGCCGCAAAAUUAGGAUAUCCGAAUGCGUAUCAUCAUUGCACACUUCUUGCUAAUACUAAUAAACUCAACCUAGGAAAUUGUUUAAGCAAAGAAAAGGUCAAUUAUAUUAGCAAUUCAACGCCUUCAGUUCGCUCACCAAUUAAAAAUUUAUGUGAAAUAAAUCGCAAUGUCAAUACAUCGCAGUUAAUAUCUUCAGUUGGUUAUGAGUACCUGAGAACUUUUGCUACAGAGUUAAGAGAUGGCGGAAAUCAACAAAUUAUGAAACAACGUGGUUUCCAACUUAUCAAUCCCACAGAAAAAUGGUUUCCAGGAAUUGGCGACUUAAGAACAGAAUUCAAUUCUUGGGAGUGGAUAUAUGGUAAAACACCGAAGUUUUCAGUUGAAAAGGAGUUAUUCUUAAAAGAUCAGGAUAAAGAACAUAAAAUGAUUCUCAAUGUACAAGUGGAAAAAGGUCUGAUCCUCAAUGUAACUAUUACGAUGCCAAAUCGAGAGCAACUACCGGUGGUAUCUAGCUUACAUCGCAAAUGUUACAAUGAAGAAAACUUAAGUAAAAUUAUAAAUGCUCUUAAGUUAGCAUCUACCGACAACAUAAUACAAGCUAUAAACAGCCAUUAAUAUAAUUUGUAUAUUUUCUUCAUUUUCAAAUAAAUAGAUUCAAUAAAUGAUUAGUUAUAAUGAUUUUGAAAUAUAAGAUAUUUCAUAACCUUA